GCCUCAGAUGUCAUCGGAAAUACAAAGUGCACUCACCGGUUCUAGGGUGCUAUCUCCCUCCUCCUGCCAUCUACUGGAGGGACCUUGCUGUGGACUGGAUCUUGUGACCCAAAUGCGUGUGACAGAGACCAGCCCUGCAAUGGAAGAGUUAAUAGUUGAACUGCGCCUCUUCCUGGAGCUUCUGGACCACGAGUCCCUCACCUCCACAGUCAGGGAGAAGAAGGCGGUGCUGAGCAACAUCCUGCUGCAGAUCCAGGCGUCCCGAGGCUUUGAUGUGAAAGACCAUGCUCAGAGGCCAGAGGCCAACAGCCUGCCGGCACCGCCACAGAUGCCCCUGCCGGAGAUCCCUCAGCCCUGGCUGCCUCCUGACAGCGGGCCCCCGCCACUACCCACGUCGUCCCUCCCUGAAGGCUACUACGAGGAAGCCGUGCCGCUGAGCCCCGGAAAGGCUCCGGAGUACAUCACGUCCAAUUAUGACUCGGAUGCCAUGAGCAGCUCCUACGAGUCGUACGACGAGGAGGAGGAGGACGGGAAGGGGAAGAAGGCCCGGCACCAGUGGCCCUCGGAGGAGGCCUCCAUGGACCUGGUGAAGGACGCCAAGAUCUGCGCCUUCCUGCUGCGCAAGAAGCGCUUCGGCCAGUGGACCAAGCUACUCUGCGUCAUCAAGGACACCAAGCUGCUGUGCUACAAGAGCUCGAAGGACCAGCAGCCGCAGAUGGAGCUGCCACUGCAGGGCUGCAGCAUCGCGUACCUCCCCAAGGACAGCAAGAAGAAGCAGCACGAGCUCAAGAUCACGCAGCAGGGCGCCGACCCGCUGGUGCUCGCAGUCCAGAGCAAGGAGCAGGCCGAGCAGUGGCUGAAGGUAAUCAAAGAAGCCUACAGCGGCUGCAGUGGACCUGCGGACCUGGAGUGCCCUGCCCCGGCCAGCGCCCCUGUGCAGAAGGCAGAGCUGGAGAAGAAGCUGUCCUCGGAGAGGCCCAGCUCGGAUGGGGAGGGCACCGCGGAGAACGGGAUCGCGUGCAACGGGAAGGAGCAAGUGAAGAGGAAGAAAAGUUCCAAACCGGAGGCCAAAGGGACGGUCCCUAAAGUCACUGGAAAGAAAAUCACCAAGAUCAUCGGUUUGGGGAAGAAGAAGCCGUCCACAGAUGAGCAGACCUCGUCCGCUGAGGAGGACCUCCCCACCUGCGGCUACCUGAACGUACUCUCCAACAACCGCUGGCGGGAGCGCUGGUGCAGGGUGAAGGCCAACAAGCUGGUCUUCCACAAGGACAGGGCGGACCUGAAGACCCACAUCGUGUCCAUACCCCUCCGCGGCUGCGAGGUGAUCCCGGGCCUGGACUCCAAGCACCCCCUGACCUUCCGGCUGCUCCGCAACGGACAGGAGGUGGCCGUGCUGGAGGCCUCCUCCUCGGAAGACAUGGGCAGGUGGAUCGGGAUCCUGCUGGCGGAGACGGGCUCGUCCACUGACCCCGGGGCCCUGCACUACGACUAUAUUGAUGUGGAGAUGUCUGCCAAUGUCAUCCAGACCGCCAAGCAGACCUUCUGCUUCAUGAACAGGCGCGGAGUGUCCACCAGCCCCUACCUGGGCAGCACCACCAAUGGCUACGCAAACCCCAGCGGCACAGCUCUGCACUAUGACGCCGUCCCCUGCAUCAAUGGCUCAGGCUGUGUGUGGCAGUGGGACUCGGAGGACGGCGGUCAUCCCGCCUGUUGUGGCCCCGGCCCGGGAGAAGAGGUGCUGUACGAUAACGCAGGCCUCUACGAUAACUUGCCGUCUCCGAAAAUCUUUGCUCGCUCCUCUCCUGCCGACAGGAAGGCUUCGAGGCUGUCUGCGGACAAGCUGUCCUCUAACCACUACAAGUCCCCCGCUUCGGGCCUGCCCUGCACCCCGUCUGUCACUAACACCUCUUCUGUGGGGAGGGCGUCUCUCGGGCCCCACCUCCAGCUCAAGGGUAAGAAACCCCCACCAGCAUCGAAUGGGGUCCCUGGGAAAGGGAAAACUCCAAGCAGUCAGCAGAAAAAAGUGGAUUCCACGUCCAUCGUGAAGCGGACGGCUUCAAAUGCUGAGCAGUACAAAUACGGCAAAAACCGGGUGGAGGCGGACGCCAGGCGGCUGCAGACCAGAGAGGACGAGCUGCUGCAGAAGAAGGAGACCCUGCGGAACAGGCUGGCACAGCUGCGGAAGGAGCGGAGAGACCUGCGGGCUGCCAUCGAAGUGAACGCGGGCAGGAAGACCCAGGUGGUGCUGGAGGAGAAACUGAGGAAGCUGGAGGAGGAGUGCAAACAGAGGGAGGCGGAGCGUGUGAGCCUGGAGCUGGAGCUGACGGAGGUCAAGGAGAGCCUGAAGAAAGCCCUGGCUGGUGGCGUCACCCUGGGGCUGGCCAUCGAGCCCAAGUCGGGGACGUCCAGCCCACAGUCACCCGUGUUCCGGCACCGGACGCUGGAGAACUCUCCGGUCUCCAGCUGUGACACAAGUGACACCGAGGGCCCCUUACCCGUGAACAGUGCCGCCGUCCUAAGGAGGAGCCCGCCGGCCACAGGCAGCUCACCCUGCCGGGGCCAUGUGCUUCGAAAGGCCAAGGAAUGGGAGCUGAAGAACGGAACAUAGGAAUGGAGGUGGCUCCAGCCCCAGGCAGAGACUGCACCCCGCCAGCUCCCAGGGUCUGCAACAUGGUGCUCCCAGAGCAGCCACACAGGAUAUCCGAGGCUCUGCGACCGAGUCCUGCCAUGCCACCCUUGCCCACUGCCAACCCGUCCGCCAAGCUGCAGAACGGUGCCCUUCUGAAGUUCACUCAUGAGACCUCAGCUUCCUGUUCUCCUGUUAAAAACCCAGAAACAAAGACACUGAGCUGGAGUGGAGGAUUCCUGUGGUCAGUGGACAAGCCGCGUCCCUCCAGCCAGCCAGACGGCUGCUUUCAGCAGGGCCUGCCCUCCACCCCCCAACCAGCAGACACCAGACGGGGGGACAGAUGGACCCUGAGCCCUGGAACAGCCUGGUCACUGCCCACACCUCUCCAGGCUCCCAGCUGCGGCCAUGUGACGUCAGGGUCGCCUCGUGGCCACCUCACGGGCUGAAGAUGGGUGGCCACAGUGAGCGUGUCCUGAGCACAGUGUAUCCAGCCCUCCCUGCCCUCAGCAUCAGCGGGGCAGGCAGGCAGGCACAUCUGGUGCUAUGUCCCCACCUCACUGCUUUUCCCUGGGGCGUGGAGAGUCAACGGCGUUUUUAGAAGAAACCUCUCUGCCUGUUUCACUUAGGCCCCAUCUCCAGCGCUCCUGGUCCUGUUUCCUUGAUCUGUCUGCCUGUGACAGGCUUCGGGUGCUAUGUUUUGCCACAUUGGGCUGGAGCGGGCCUGGUACCAGAGGCCGGAUCUGCAGGCUGGAGACAUGCGGAGUCUGGGAGCCAGAGCGCCUGGUCUGCACCCUGAGGCGUGGACACGUGGCCCCGCCUCACUGCCCACUGCGCAGUGUUCCGGAGGAGGCAGACGGCGCUGGCCAGCAGCUUCUGGGGGAGGAGCUGUGGGCCUCCGAGGCGCCGUCCAGAAAGAUGCAGCACCGGACCCGCUGGGCGAUGGCUCGGCCGCUCACUGGCUGUGCUGCGGGAGCUUCUUGCCCCCAGCCCAGAGGUGCCCCUCAUGGCUCAAGGCAUCGCCAGCACUUCCACAGGCCUCAGGCAGGGCCCAUCCUCCACACUUGGGGUCCCAAGGAGCUGUCUGGUUCACUUUCGGAGCAGGAAGAUCGUCUGGGACAUGAGAAACUUUUCCAGCAAGGACCGGGGCUGCUGCCCUGGCCCCUGGCCCCUGGCCCCUGGCUCCUGGCCUGUGAAUGCAUUGAGAAGCCAUGGCCUGGGUGUCCAUGAGGCACCAGGCCUUGCCCCGGGGCUGCCACCUGGUCACACCAGCACCCACUGCCACUCCCUCUGGGUUUCCAGCCAUCACAGGAAGUUUCGGCCACUUCAUCCCAUAGAAAAUGAGAUUUGUGUAAAGGGAAGAAAUCUGUAGACCGGAAGUUCUUGCUGUGUUUGGGCCUAAUCCAUAAAGUCCUCAAUGCCAGGCUUGCAGGCUGAUCUGACCGGCAGCCACUGGUCGAGCUGCUGCUGGUUCCUGUCCCCUCCCAGAGGAGGGGCAGGCAUCACCCUCAGGUCCAGGUGGACGUCCCGGCCUGGAGCAGGCACGUAGCGAGGUGGGCAGGGACAGCACCACAGGCAGCCCGCUGUGCCUGCAGACCCUGUGGCUCUGGGUACACUGGCAGGGCUGAGGUGGGGCCGGCUCUGGGCCUGGGCUUGAUGUUCGAGGAUUGAAGCUUUGACACCCUCUUUUCUUCCUUUUUUCUUUUUUUUGGGGCGUGGCACCAGGGAUUAAACUCACAACUUUGCGCUUGCCAGGCGGGCGCCGUGCUGCUGACUGUGCCCCUGGCCCUGUCACUCACUUUUGCUUUGAAGGAAGCUGCAAAGCGGAGUGAGCCCAGCAGCUUCCCGGGCGUCCACAGAGGGCCCCAAGGAAUGCAGACUCCCAGCUCGGGCCCUGGGCCCUGUGGGCCCUGCUGGUCCCAGAUCUGACCAGAAAGUCAAUUUAAAACAUUUGUUUCAAAGUAAGUUAUUUAUUUGUAUAUGUCCCAUAAGUGUAGCUUUAAUUUAUACCUGUACAUAGUAGACACGCAGAGACAUCUGGUCCUGCUCUGGAGGGGUCUCCCUUUGUCACAUGUCAGCAUGUCCCACCAGUGACCACGGCCCUGGGAUAGCACAGGACCCCUAGUCCUCAGGACUGCAGCCGGGCCAGGUGGCAGAGGGCUGACUGGCCCUUCCUGCCGGGUAUAGGGCAGCUGCCCUGGGUCCAGUGUCAUUAAAGUGUUACCUGUCACCUCCAUAGGUCCCGGUGCUCACAGAGGUGGCCCCACAGUGAGGAGGCCAUCUGGGGGGAGGGACAACCCAGCACAGGUCAGGGAGGCCUUCCUGCCACCAUGAGGCCACUGCAUUCCCCCCCUUGCCUGGCCGUAGCUGCUAGGUGAGAUGUUACGGUCCUCAGAGUCCCUGCUGUGUGAUCCGAGGUGUCUGUAGUCCCUGCAUGGAGACUGCCACUCGGGUCACAGGGCUCAUUUCUGUACCCACCUUGGUACAAGUGCCAGCCUCACUGUCACCUGCCUCAAGAGGCAGCACUCCACUGGUGCCCAGGUGCUGGUACAGGCAUCCAGAACCUCCCAGAACCCUCCCCGUCCCCACGAUGCCACUCUGCUGUUCCUGGGAAUCCUCACCCCAUCCUGCCUACCCCGGGCUGCCUGGCCCUGGCGCACAUUGUCUGGCUGUUUCUGAACAACGUCACUGACCCGAGGGGUGGAAUCCACCACUCUGCAGACUGCACGGAGCCCACGUCCUGGGCUGCCCCCCGGGGGACUAUGCCACACACCCUUAGAACCGUGCUGGCACCCGCAAGGUGGGACUGGGGCUCCUCUAUGACACCCCACGUGCUCCCCCUGCAGCCAACAGGGCGUCCCCGGGUGCCUGAGGGCAUAGCAACUCUAAAAUGGCCAACGGUGGCCUUCCCUUCGUGUUUCUGUGUAAUUUUUAUCAGGAAGAAUAAUUUUAGACGCAUGCCGUGAUUAGAGCUGGGGUCCUGUCCCAGCCCCACGGCGGGCCCGGUUCAUACUGUGAAAACCGCCGCCGGGGGCUGUAUGCGAGGGUGGGGAGCACUGUCCUGGCCCCCAAGACUUCCGUGCCAGCUCUGCCAGCCUGAGGAGUGUCACAGCAGGAGGCUCUCCGAGGCCUCUGGAGAUCGGAGCUCUGGGACCAAAGGCGUCUUUACCCGGAAGGAGCCGCCUUGCGUUCAUCACUGGCUUUCGCCCUGCAGCGCCGAUUCACUGGCUGCAGCCGCCCAUUGUAAAGUGUUUCCUAUGAAGAAUGUAAUUAUUGCCUUACUGUAUUUUUUGAAAACUAAAGUCAUAUUUAAAAUUCUCUUUGCAACAGGCGAAGAAGCAGGACAGGAGUUUUUUUUAAUUAAACCUGUUGUCUGUGCCCGUUUGAAGCAACUGUAAAUACGUUUUCUCUGUGUCUCUAUUUAAGUUGUAAAGUAAGACCCAAACCCGUAAAGAAGAAGACUUGUGAGGAGCCCCGGGUCCGGCCCCUGCCCCAUUUUGUAAGCCCUGUACCUGAACCCUCUGCAUUCCGGGUUGAGUUCCCUGCUGUGUCCUGCGGUGUAGCCCCUGACCGGCGCCCUCUGGCGUGACGCGAGUGUACAGUUAAUAAAACGCUCUGACCGGG
Molecule: messenger RNA, 6250 nt
Organism: Cavia porcellus (domestic guinea pig)
Lineage: Eukaryota; Metazoa; Chordata; Mammalia; Rodentia; Caviidae
Gene: Afap1
Product: actin filament associated protein 1
Exons: 18
Coding region: 8-2608 (866 amino acids)
Cellular component (GO): cytosol
Molecular function (GO): SH2 domain binding; SH3 domain binding
Source: RefSeq, a predicted model, not a curated record